CGAACUAAAACGAAAACACUAAAAGCACAGAUUAGUAUACUUUUCAAAGUCAGCAGUCAAGCAGUUCCACUGUACAUGUAUAAUCAAAAUUUCUGGUCAGCCGCAAGACAUUCCCAUGUUCAAAACAAAGUGAUCAGUCUAACAUCUUUCCCAUAACCAUGGAGAAUUUACCCUUAGAACUCAACACAAACAUUCUAACAAGACUCCCAGUUAAAACACUAGGCCAACUCAAAUGUGUUUCUAAACCCUUCAAAACCCUCAUCACCACUCACCAUUUCAGCAAAACCCACCUCACCAAAACUCCCUUUAAACCCCAGCUUCUACUCUCCACUUCAACUCUCCACACUCUCAAUAUCUUCCAUCAAAAUCACCAAUCUCCACCUCAGCCACUCCCUCUUCAAAUACCCUCAUACCCCUUUAAUCUUUGCGGUGAAGCAAUUCAGUUAGUUGGUUCUUGUAAUGGCUUAGUGUGCUUGUAUUGCCCUCCCAAUACUUACUGUCUUUUAAAUCCUACUACCCGAGAAUUUCGGGUUUUGCCUGAUCCUGGAAGGUUUCCGGGGGAUGCCCGGAUUAGGCUUUCGGGGUUUGGUUAUGUUGAAAAGUGUGAUGAUUAUAUGGUGGUUAGUAUUGGGACUGAUAAUACUGGAGUUGGGAAUUCUGUGAUCAGGGUUUAUCCAGGUAGAGGUGAUUCUUGGAAGACGGUUGUGGCCCGGGUUCCUUUUCGGGUUUUUCCUUGGGUGAAGCCGGUUUAUGUGAAUGGUGUGGUGCAUUGGUUAGGAUUUGGUGGGAAGUUUCCACCAAGUAAUAAGAUCAUGGGGUUUGAUUUUGCUAAAGAGGAAUUUAGGGUAUUGCCGUUGUCGGGGGAUAUGAAUGAGAGGGGGGUUAAGGCUUUGGGAGUGUUGGGUGGGUGUGUUUGUGUUUUGUUGCGAGAUCGUGCUUUGGUUUUGGAGAUGUGGAUGAUGAUGGAGUAUGGGGAUAGGGAGUCUUGGAUUAGAACACUGUCGAUUGGAGGAUCUUAUAGUACAGAUCCCAUAACGUAUAUUUUCCCGAUUUGUUAUGUUGAAGAAAAAGUUUUGUUGCUUGUUGAUAAUGAGACUCUUGUCUUGUAUGAUCCAGUAGUUCGAGUAACUGAAUGUCUUGCUGUUAAACCGCGGGGAAGGGAAAAUACAAUGGAUGUGAUUGUGUACGAGGAAAGUAUUGUUUCACCUUAUGGUUACAUUUGCCAGGAUCAUCUAGAUAGACGAAAUGUUGCAGUAAAACAAAAGGAGAGGUCAGACGAGAUUGUCAUGAUCUAUCUUUAAAAGUGGAUCACCAUAGUAUUAAACUUUCUUGUGGCUAUGAUUUGGUCAUGAUUAAUGAUAUAAAGAAUGCAGUAAAUGAUGAGCAUUCGAAGGUUCUGUUCGUAGUAGGGAAAGUGAUAUUAGUUCCAACUUGUUAUGUUCACCAGGCAUGUAAGCUGCACGGUUUCAGAAAUAUUUGGAGGCUUCGACAGUCAUUUGAUAGAUAUUGUGCUGGAGAUUACAACUGAACAGCAACAAAGUUGGUCAUUGUAUGUAAAUUAAGAUACAGAUGCGAGUAAAUCUGGUUUUGUCGCACAGCUGACAUUUUUGUCCAUUUGAUGUAGGAAGGUUGUUUAAUAGAUUAUCUGUUAUGAUUAUUUAAUAGAUUAGCUAUUUAUAUUAGAUUUUUUCUUCUA
This is a messenger RNA of Daucus carota subsp. sativus, 1696 nucleotides long. RefSeq names its product F-box/kelch-repeat protein At3g06240. Gene Ontology annotation, molecular function: protein binding. Bases 159 to 1301 code for a protein of 380 amino acids. The record is from RefSeq and is a predicted model, not a curated record. The transcript has 3 exons. Lineage: Eukaryota; Viridiplantae; Streptophyta; Magnoliopsida; Apiales; Apiaceae.